Messenger RNA from Dendronephthya gigantea, 2079 nucleotides. Its product is annotated as protein FAM227A-like. Lineage: Eukaryota; Metazoa; Cnidaria; Anthozoa; Malacalcyonacea; Nephtheidae. The transcript is spliced from 16 exons. The coding region runs from base 51 to 1970 and encodes 639 amino acids. The record is from RefSeq and is a predicted model, not a curated record.
UCAAUAUGGCGGAUUAAAAAUGAACAAGAAACCAGAAUAUAUUAAAAAAAAUGUCUCAUUCGUUCAAUUUGAAUGGUUUAGUUGAUGAUUUUGACGAGAGAAGCCAAUCAUUGUCAUCUCCAGCUGGUAGAGUGGACUCCAUCGAUGCCAUCAGUAAGAAAAUAAGCAGCUUGGACACAGAGUUGACCUCAUUCUGCCCAGAGAGUGAACUAGUUAUUGACAGUUACGCAGACGUUCAAACAUCAUCGAGUAACGACAACGUUUUCGGUUUUGGAAAUCUUGAAAUUGAUUACCGGUUUCCAAAAAAUGUCGCAAGCAGAUCCAACGUUUCAACAAGAGAGAAAGCGAAGAAAGAUGUGAAUAAGUUUGCAGGCGUUUAUUCAAUGAGAACUGUCAUGGCUAAAAAUGGAAAUCCUCUUCAUGUUGGCGAAGAAGAGACAAAACUUGCUGAAAAUCGGUACAAGAAGAAACUAUUAACCAAGGUUCACAAUAACCCAACAACAGCCGUUUCUAAAAGGCCCAUGCUGGUAGAGUUACACACUUUUCCCGGGUUCAAUAAAGACGAACUGACUCCGUUACCGGCCUCUCUGUCAACGAAACAUGUUUUAGACAUCGUUACCCGCGCUCAGGAAGAUUUGCUGAAGAAACCCAGUUUUAGAAAAGAAUUUAAAAGAAUGUUUCACAGCUCUCCAUCUCAAGCCAUUGUUCAGGACAUUUUUUGGUGGUUCUUUAUUGAAAAGUAUCAGUCGUGUCCCGAGGUGCAAAGUCAGCUGUUCUCUCGCGUAGCGUGCAAUUACGUCAACCUUAUCAUAAGUGGCUCUGAAAAUAUUCAUCGUGAGGCAUUCUUCAAGCGUUUUCCGUCUCUGGUAUCUCAAGCGGUUUACACCGUAUUUUGUCGAGCAUUUCCGACUUCCUACCGGCAGUUUGACGAUCGUUUCAAACAAGAUCUUGCCGAUGUUAUAUUCCUGUGGAUUGUGGGAACGCGGCCUAUUCGGCGUGUUUGGGAGAAAUGGCCUCUGGCAUCUCUUGAACCAGAAGGCAUGAACAAAGAGGAAGAGAUUCAAAAAAAUGUCUCAAAAGAAUUCGCUCUGGGUUUAUUCGGCUCGGAAUCCGUUCAAAGUAUGAAUCAUCCUUCACAAGUCGGAAAGCCCGAGCGAGGACGGAGAAUGUCGAGAGUUUACGGUCGUAGGUCGUUCGCAGAUGAGCUGACAGCUGUGCCUGUCUCUGAAGAACAAGUUGCAAAGAAGAAAUCAUCUCUCAGGAGUAUACAUCGUAUAAACGAGAGUGACGAGAACGUCACGGCCAAUAACGAAACGGUUACCUCGAAUAAAAGAUCAUCGCUCAGGAUGAGUUUUAGCCGACUAGAGGCAGUCCAACCAGGGGAGAAAUUGGUUGAGAGAAAUGAAACACAUUCUGAUCCUAAAUUAAAUAUUUCUAACUCCUUUCAGUCAACAAAUACAGGUGAUUCGUCGUUGCUGAGAAAUUCAAGAAAACGCGAGUCUUGUCAUGCGGGAAAAGGCCCGGAAUUCCAAAAGGUUGUUUUUGAUCUUCAUGGCCAAAGUCCGUUGGUGAAGCAUUUCCUUCAGAACAAGCGGCUUGCGAAAGAUUCCGGGACCUCAAUCCUCGUACAAAGGACAGAAAUCGACAAACUACCCCCUAUAAAUGCGCCAACGUAUAGUGAUGUCAUCAAAGAGUCGCUGAAAUCUUCUCACAACCUUGAGAGGCAAAUACAAUGCUUGCUAGAUCAAAUGUCAAAUGAAAGAGCGGUUUUUGGACGGCAACAGAGGAAGGACAGAGAGGAAUUCAAAAAGAAAGAAAUGCAAGUGUUGUCGCGACAAAAAGAAGUGAAGAAAAUAAGUGAUUUAAUCCUUCUUCGAUUGGCCAAAGAAGACACUCCGGAGAACGAGAAAUUGAUAUCCGCGUCGAUAGCGAACAUGUUAAAACUAGAUGAAGAAUUAUUUAAGUCGUAAUAUGUAAAUUUCUUUGUAUAUAGAUAUAAUUAUCCUAUUUUAAUAUGCGUCUGAUAUUUGAUUUUUAUAGACAUGCAUGCACAAUUAUAUUAGAGAUGCGUCGUAAGUA